This is a messenger RNA of Racocetra persica, 187 nucleotides long. NCBI's taxonomy places the organism in Eukaryota, Fungi, Glomeromycota, Glomeromycetes, Diversisporales, Gigasporaceae. The record is from the annotation of a GenBank genome assembly.
AAAUAAUAGCAAAUAUAAUUCUGAUAUUGAAUACAUCUUUGAUAAUAAUAUUCAAGAAGAGGUUGAAUCUUCUACUAGUAUACCUAGACAAAAAGCUGUAGAAGAACCUGCAGAAGAACCAGAUACAAAAAACAUUCAUAUAAAUUUUUUUAAUCCGAAUAAGUCUAGAAAGAAGUCAUAUGUCUAG